UCUUUCAUUCUUCAAGGUGAACUUCACAGUAGACCAGAUACGGGCCAUCAUGGACAAAAAGGCCAACAUCAGAAACAUGUCUGUGAUCGCCCACGUUGAUCACGGCAAAUCAACAUUGACUGAUUCUCUGGUAUGCAAAGCUGGUAUCAUCGCCUCUGCCCGUGCGGGGGAGACCCGUUUCACCGACACAAGGAAAGAUGAGCAGGAACGGUGCAUUACCAUCAAAUCAACAGCUAUUUCUCUAUUUUAUGAGCUCUCUGAAAACGAUUUGGCCUUCAUCAAGCAGAGCAAGGAUGGUUCUGGUUUCUUGAUCAACCUGAUUGACUCUCCUGGGCACGUGGAUUUCUCUUCAGAGGUCACCGCUGCCCUUCGUGUCACUGAUGGUGCCCUGGUUGUUGUAGAUUGUGUCUCUGGCGUGUGCGUGCAGACAGAGACUGUGCUGCGUCAGGCCAUUGCCGAGAGGAUUAAGCCUGUCCUGAUGAUGAACAAGAUGGACCGAGCGCUGCUGGAGCUGCAGCUAGAGCCAGAAGAGCUGUACCAGACCUUCCAGCGCAUCGUGGAAAACGUGAACGUCAUUAUCUCCACGUAUGGAGAAGGAGAAAGCGGCCCCAUGGGAAAUAUUAUGAUCGAUCCAGUGCUUGGUACCGUCGGCUUUGGUUCUGGCCUGCAUGGCUGGGCUUUCACUCUGAAACAGUUUGCUGAAAUGUAUGUUGCAAAGUUCGCUGCCAAGGGUGAUGCCCAGCUGAAUCCAUCUGAGCGUGCCAAGAAAGUAGAAGACAUGAUGAAGAAGCUGUGGGGAGACAGAUAUUUUGAUCCUGCUACUGGCAAGUUCAGCAAGUCUGCUACCAGCCCUGAUGGAAAGAAACUGCCCAGGACCUUCUGCCAGCUCAUCCUUGACCCCAUCUUCAAGGUUUUUGAUGCAAUCAUGAACUUCAAGAAGGAGGAGGCGGCUAAACUGAUCGAGAAACUGGACAUUAAGCUUGACAGCGAAGAUAAGGACAAGGAGGGCAAACCCCUGCUGAAGGCCGUGAUGAGGCGGUGGCUGCCUGCUGGAGAUGCCCUGCUGCAGAUGAUCACCAUUCACCUGCCUUCUCCUGUCACAGCCCAGAAGUACCGCUGUGAGCUGCUCUACGAGGGACCCCCCGAUGAUGAGGCUGCCAUAGGUAUCAAGAACUGUGACCCCAAAGGCCCCCUGAUGAUGUACAUCUCUAAAAUGGUGCCAACCUCUGACAAGGGACGUUUCUACGCUUUUGGACGUGUCUUCUCCGGUCUUGUCUCGACUGGCUUGAAAGUCAGAAUCAUGGGGCCAAACUACACACCUGGCAAGAAGGAGGAUCUGUACCUGAAGCCAAUUCAAAGGACCAUUCUUAUGAUGGGCCGCUACGUUGAACCCAUCGAGGAUGUGCCUUGUGGAAACAUUGUUGGUCUGGUUGGUGUCGACCAGUUCCUUGUGAAGACUGGAACCAUCACCACCUUCGAGCACGCUCACAACAUGAGAGUCAUGAAGUUCAGUGUCAGCCCUGUCGUGCGUGUGGCUGUGGAAGCCAAGAACCCAGCCGACCUGCCCAAGCUGGUGGAGGGACUGAAGCGUCUUGCCAAGUCUGACCCUAUGGUGCAGUGCAUCAUUGAGGAAUCUGGAGAGCACAUCAUCGCUGGUGCAGGGGAGCUGCACUUGGAGAUCUGCCUGAAGGACCUGGAAGAGGACCAUGCCUGCAUUCCUAUCAAGAAAUCGGAUCCUGUUGUGUCCUACCGUGAGACGGUCAGCGAGGAGUCCAACGUGAUGUGCCUUUCCAAGUCCCCCAACAAACACAACAGGCUGUACAUGAAGGCCCGGCCCUUCCCAGAUGGCUUGGCCGAAGACAUCGACAAGGGUGAGGUCUCUGCUCGUCAGGAGCUGAAGCAACGAGCUCGUUACCUGGCUGAGAAGUACGAGUGGGAUGUCACCGAAGCCAGGAAAAUCUGGUGCUUCGGUCCUGACGGCACUGGCCCCAACAUCCUGACCGACAUCACCAAGGGAGUGCAGUACCUGAACGAGAUCAAGGACAGCGUGGUGGCCGGCUUCCAGUGGGCGACAAAGGAGGGGGUCCUGUGCGAGGAGAACAUGCGUGCCGUGCGUUUUGAUGUGCACGAUGUCACCCUGCACGCUGAUGCCAUCCACCGCGGAGGCGGGCAGAUCAUUCCCACUGCCAGGAGAUGCUUGUACGCCUGCGUGCUCACCGCUCAGCCCAGGCUCAUGGAGCCCAUCUACCUUGUGGAAAUCCAGUGCCCGGAGCAGGUGGUCGGUGGCAUCUACGGUGUGCUGAACAGGAAGCGUGGCCACGUGUUUGAGGAGACCCAGGUUGCCGGCACCCCUAUGUUCGUGGUCAAGGCCUACCUGCCCGUCAACGAGUCCUUUG
This is a messenger RNA of Balearica regulorum gibbericeps (East African grey crowned-crane), 2396 nucleotides long. The record is from RefSeq and is a predicted model, not a curated record. Lineage: Eukaryota; Metazoa; Chordata; Aves; Gruiformes; Gruidae.